This is a messenger RNA of Brugia malayi, 1395 nucleotides long. RefSeq lists its product as uncharacterized. Gene Ontology annotation, biological process: carbohydrate metabolic process; glycosphingolipid biosynthetic process. Bases 1 to 1395 code for a protein of 464 amino acids. The record is from RefSeq and is a predicted model, not a curated record. Gene Ontology annotation, molecular function: N-acetyl-beta-glucosaminyl-derivative 4-beta-N-acetylgalactosaminyltransferase activity. The transcript has 6 exons. NCBI's taxonomy places the organism in Eukaryota, Metazoa, Nematoda, Chromadorea, Rhabditida, Onchocercidae.
AUGCCUGCGGCUGGACGCUUCGUUAUCAUUCUGUUAAUAUUUGGUGCAGCUGCGCAUAUUUUUCUUGGUGGUGGUUUAUCAUUUAUCAGCGAUUAUCAUAUUUGGAGGCCAGUAGUUGAAAGCAGUAGGCAAGAAAUUGUUCUGGUGCAUAAUAUCGGCAAUAGCAGUGAUCAAAAUGCGAAGAAAAUUGUAUCGAAUGAUCAAACAAAAUUUCAUUUAACUAGUGCUACUCCAGUUGAUAACUUAGGCGCUAUUCGUUCAAAUUUUUAUGAGCUUUUCAUUAAUGGUUUACGCUUUGGUAAACUAACUACUGUUUAUCCAAUAAUUAAUCAAUCUAUCAUUAAUGGUUCAACAACUGAUAAGCCAACAGAAACAUACGCAGAGAGUGUUUAUCUGUUGAAAACUGAUGGGAAUAUUCAUAAUAGUACUCUGUUAAAUACUAUUACAGUUGCCCAGUCUACUAAGCGAUUAUUUGGUAAUGAAACAUUAUCAACGUGCAAUGUUAUUCCAACCUUUCAAAUGGUGCAUCAAAAUCUUAGUUUGGUAAAUUGUCCUGUAACACCACCUGGUUUGGUUGGUCCAAUAAAAGUAUGGUAUGAUGAGCCGACGUUUGAAGAAAUUGAGCGAUUAAAUCCAAAUUUGGAAGCUGGUGGCCACGGAAAACCUGAAAACUGCCUAUCACGACACAGGGUUGCUAUUAUCGUUCCUUAUAGAGAUCGAGAAGCUCAUUUGCGUAUCUUAUUGCACAAUCUUCAUUCAUUGCUUACCAAACAACAACUUGAUUAUGCCAUUUUUGUCAUCGAACAACAUGAAAAUGAAACAUUCAAUCGUGCUAAAUUAAUGAAUGUGGGAUAUGUGGAGGCAAUGAAACUUUAUGAUUGGCAAUGUUUUGUAUUUCAUGAUGUUGAUUUAUUGGCAGAGGAUGAUCGUAACAUUUAUUCUUGUCCUGAUCAACCAAGGCAUAUGAGUGUUGCAGUUAAUAAAUUUAAAUACAAAUUACCAUAUGGAUCAAUAUUCGGAGGUGUAAGUGCUAUUAGAACGGAGCAGUUUGCAACAUUGAAUGGCUUUUCGAACAGUUAUUGGGGUUGGGGUGGUGAAGAUGAUGAUCUCUCAAUGCGAGUAACUUCUGCUGGUUACAAAAUUAUGCGAUAUCCAUCGGAAAUUGCACGCUAUCAAAUGGUUCAGCAUAAAUCAGAGAUGAAAAAUCCCAUUAAUAGAUGUCGAUAUGAUUUAUUAGCCAAAACAAAAGUACGUCAGCAAACGGAUGGUAUUUCAUCAUUAAAAUAUGAAUGUUACGAUUUGCAAUUUUUUACGCUGUUUACACAUAUCAAAGUGAAAUUAUUCGAGCAGGAAUCAAAAGCACAGUUACGUGAAGAAGGUUUCAAGAGAUGUUGA